UCGUCCGGCCCCGCCGCCUCUUCCGCUUCCGUAUGGCCAUCCUCAGGGGCGGGGAGAGCGGCAGCCGGGAUGAUUGUGACACCUGGCGGACACGCUCGGGGAAGCCGCCCUUUCUUUUUGGGGGGACAGUAAGCGGGUUAUGCUAGAGAUUUCUUGCCCAGGGGUGUUCCUUCCUGCCAAACAAGAUGUAUACCUGGGGGUCUACCUCCUCAAUCAGUACCUGGAGACCAUCUGCUUCCCCCCAGUGUUCCCCAUCAUGAUUCAGCAGAGCACGAGGUUUGAGAAGGUAUUUGAAAAUGCAGUAGAUCCCGGAGCUGUAGCAGACAUUUUAGAAAGUUUCCUAACCAGGUUUGAAUUAAUACAGCUGGUACCUCCAGCAUGGGAAGAGUUAGCCUACUAUGAAGAGAACACCCGGGAUUUUCUUUUCCCGGAGCCCAGGCUGACGUCUCCACACCCCGGCAAGUACAGGGAGGUGCUCAUGAAGACAGCUGCAGGCUUCCCAGGCAUUGCUCCCAAGUUAGAGUUUUCUACAAGGACAGCCAUCAGAGAAUGCAUGUUUCUGCCUCGAAACAGAUUUCUUGGAGACCGACACAAGUCACAGAAACCCCUAACCACAUUUCAUGCAUCUAAGUUCCCCUUACGUAACACAGUGAAGCCAAAGGAAAGCAGUGCCCACAGACUACCCUCUGGCCUGCAGUCACCGACACCCUCUCCAUACCCCACUCGGGGUUUCCUUCAGGACCAGACAGCACAAUCAACCUUUGGGAAUAACACCAAAACCGACAGAGGAAGAAAACCUCCCUUUGUCGUUAGACACGUGGACAGUGACAAGCCCUUUGGUGAGGAUGUUCCAGAGUUCCACUCAUGGAAGUCUAGAAGAAAAGCUGACUUUUCAAAUUUCCCAUUUCCAGUGAAAAGAGCUUCUUCUCUUGACAACUUUGCAGCUAACGUGAAGGUUAUCAAAGAACCCGAUGAGAGGAUUGUUUUGAGGAGUGACUCAUUGGCAUCUUUCAGUUCACCACGUAAGUCUGGAAAAUCUUCACCUGAUUACAGUAUCCAAGGGGAAGCUGAACUCCACCGGGAGACUUCACUUAUCACCUCCCAGCUCCCCAGGUCUCCCAGCCCGCUGCUGGAUCAGCCCCUGCUCCGAGAAAGGUUCCAGCCCUGUUCUCCAUCCACGUGGAAGAAGAUCCACGAGAGGGUGUGCAGCCUUCUGUCUUCCCACAGAGCUUUGAAAUAUGCAGACAAGGAAGAUCCUUUCUCUGAAGUGAAUGAUGUCUUCGAAAGACCACAGUACUCUCUGAAGAAAUACCCAGCGCAUGAACAGAGAUAUUUUUAAGCUGCUGUCAUAUGGCCACGUGGAGAAAUGUCAAGUUCCAGGCUCCAUGGAGAAGGUGAAUGGAAGCUGGAGGCGUGUCAGGAAGAACUUGCUCAUAUAGUCACCUGACAUCCUCAGAGAAGCCAGCAGCACCUUUGUUGUGUGUCUCAU
This is a messenger RNA of Erinaceus europaeus (western European hedgehog), 1489 nucleotides long. RefSeq names its product spermatogenesis associated 6 like (gene SPATA6L). The transcript has 13 exons. Gene Ontology annotation, biological process: spermatogenesis. Gene Ontology annotation, molecular function: myosin light chain binding. Bases 140 to 1339 code for a protein of 399 amino acids. The record is from RefSeq and is a predicted model, not a curated record. Lineage: Eukaryota; Metazoa; Chordata; Mammalia; Eulipotyphla; Erinaceidae.